AAUACACACACACAAACACAUAUGCAGUUUAGGCCACUCCUGCUCACACUCACAGGAAGUGAAAUGGAGAAACGCAACUGAAGAACAGAACUUUGGAGCUUUAGGUCACUUAUAGCUCACAGAGGCUUUCACUGCUGCCAAAACAAGUCUUUGUUUCACUCUAGGACUGCUGGGUAAUGGCUGCUUUUAGGGCUUUUCUCACUCUUUCCGUCUGCCUCCUGCUGGGUCAUCAAACGUUUGCUAAAAACGACGCUCCCUGCCAGCGCUCCAAAUGGAACAACGGCUACAACACCUUUGUCAAACGCCACAUUCGCUCUGGGACUCCAACUUCUCUCAACCAGAACGAAUGGGAGAAGUACAUCAAGAAUAACGGGGGCUGUGACAGACCCACGCAGUCCUUCCUCCACCCAAAAGACCUGGAGAGGGUGAAGGAUGUGUGCACAUACAAAGGGGGAACAAGGUACAAGGAGAACCUGUGCAUCAGCCGGGAGUCCUUCACUUUUGUCACGGUGAGGAGUGAACAGGGGACAUGUGGCAUCAAGAGCGUCCGAGAGGAGAACAAACAUCUGAUCUUGGCCUGCGAUGAGCUGGACAAUCAGUGCCUGCCAGUCCAUUUUGAGGGAAACCCUGAGAAUUUAAAGCCAAACAACAACGCCAAAGGCUGCCAGGACCCACAAACUAUAGAUCAUGCUCCCAGCUUUAAAAUGCCAUGGCUCUGGUUGUUAUCUGCUCUUCUUGUUAUUAUUUGUGGCAAUUUUUUUUUUUUCACUUGAGAAACUUCAUAAGACAAUGAAGCUUUUAUGAGAGGACAUUCUCAACUGAACACAUUUCAGCAAAACCUUUUAAUGUCUUGAAAUUUAAUUUGGAAAGAUCAACAAUGUAUUUUCUGGAACAAUUCACUUUUUUUAAUGUAUUUUUGAAACAAAAGUUUCUACUGUUAUAUGCUUGUGCCAGUGUAUGUGCCAGUGUUGUAUGUAUUUUACAUUAAAUGGGCACAAAUACAAUUACCAAAGAUAAAUUCAAUCCAAUAAAAAGAUUCAUCUGCACUAA
This is a messenger RNA of Morone saxatilis (striped sea-bass), 1050 nucleotides long. RefSeq lists its product as uncharacterized. The coding region runs from base 177 to 773 and encodes 198 amino acids. The transcript has 2 exons. The record is from RefSeq and is a predicted model, not a curated record. NCBI's taxonomy places the organism in Eukaryota, Metazoa, Chordata, Actinopteri, Moronidae.